GUCGAAUGCAAGUUAUCCGGAAUAAUGUCCGGAUAACCUAGGGCAACCGUGGAUUUGAAUUCACCGAAGCCUUGGAAGCGUGCAAGAGGAUGGCGGCAACGGCAGCAUCUGUGGACACAAGCAACAACCAGCGCCGACAGAUCCCGAUCGUGUGCCCAGGCCACUCGCGUCCGUUGGCGGAGGUCCAGUACUGUCCCAGUCCCAGCGUCAACCCCAACGCGUCUCCCACUGAACCCGCCGACCACUACCUUUUGAUUUCCGCCUGCCAUGACAAACUGCCAAUGCUGCGAUGUGGUCGAUCGGGCAACUGGAUAGGAACAUUUGAAGGACAUAAGGGGGCCACGUGGUCUGCAAAGUUAAGUGCCGAUGGCUUGCUUGCUGCCACCGCCAGCGCCGACUUUAGCGUGAAAAUCUGGAAUGCCGUGACGGGCGAUGUCGUGCGGACGUUCGACCACAAACACGUGGUGAAAAGCGUGGAAUUUCUUCGCAACAGCGCGUGGAUCGCGACUGGCGGGCACGAGAAGCUCCUGCGUGUGUUCGACCUGGGCUCGGAAGCGACAGCUCCCCUUUACCAAUUGCAGACCGACGACGUCAUUCGCAAGAUCGUUGAGAUUCCGAGUCCCAAGGGUGCGGUGACGGUUGCCACGGGCGACACGGCGGGUAACGUGGUCGUGUGGGACGUCGAGACCCAGGCUCGCGUCGCAACGUUGCACGUGAGCAGUUCUGGCGUGAUGGACAUGGAAGCUUCGCGCGGCGGGACCAUUCUCACGGUGGCGGCCGGGUCCAAGGUCCACUUCUUCGACACGACGUCCUGGACCGAGACGUCGCAUGUGGACAUGCCCAUCGCGUUCACAGAGGAAGGGGGCGCGUCGCUGCAUCCGUCACUCGAUCGCUUCAUCGCCGGCGGCUCCGACACGUGGGUGCGCGUGUUUGGCCUGGACGGCGCGCUCUUGGAAUGCCACAAGGGCCAUCAUGGCCCCGUGCGAUGUUUGCGCUACGCGCCCAACGGCGACAGCUUUGCGACCGGGUCCGAAGACGGCACGAUCCGCAUCUGGCAGACGGAAACCGCCGCGGAUUCGUCGGUGAGUUAUGCCACGUUGGAAUAAACACAAUGAGAGUUUGGAGAGUUUGAUUUGUCUUAAGCACGAGAAAGAGACCAGCUAGAUUUGACCGCCAUACCACUUCAUGAUCUCGUGAAAGUCGAGAAAUCCCGAGUUGUCCGUGUCAAGGAGAGCCACGACCGCGUCGAGGUCGUUGUCGGAGAUGUCCAGUCCCAGAUCUAAUGCAACCGUUGUUCAACCGCUGGUGAAGACAUGGAGGCAUCGUACCUUGCACAAUGAAGCUCUUGAGCUCGCGCGCCUCCAUCUUGCCGUUGCCGUCGACGUCGUACUGCUCAAACAACUUGCGGAUGUUUUCCAGCUCGUCGGCCGAGAGGGACCCGCCGCUGCGCUCGUCGGCGCGCGCUUUGAACCACUGCAACGAAAAGAUGGCCAAGUCCUCCGGGGAUGCCCGAAUGACGUCCUUGGUCCAUUCCUUGAGCACCAGCGGCAGAUCGGGAGGCACUUCGAUCUGCUCAGCCGAGAAAAUGCGGUUCACGUCCAUGAUAGAAUUGCCGCCCAAGGGUCGUGUGUCCUUUCGGCCACCUCAAUUCCGGAUAAUUAUCCAUGUGCGAAAAUAAUCCGGAUACGAUGGCGAGGCACGAACCUUACUGUUAUUAAUAACGUUACAGUAAUUAUUAAUAAUACUAGUACGCAC
Aphanomyces astaci is the source of this 1755-nucleotide messenger RNA. RefSeq lists its product as hypothetical. Gene Ontology annotation, cellular component: SMN complex. The record is from RefSeq and is a predicted model, not a curated record. Gene Ontology annotation, molecular function: RNA binding; protein binding. The coding region runs from base 90 to 1106 and encodes 338 amino acids. The transcript has 2 exons. Gene Ontology annotation, biological process: spliceosomal snRNP assembly. Lineage: Eukaryota; Oomycota; Saprolegniomycetes; Saprolegniales; Verrucalvaceae.